UACUGAUAUUCAUACUCUUCAAGUUUGUUAAGGAUUUAAGCUAAUUUUCACGCAAUCAUUUCUUAACAUCUAGUAGCUUAUCUGAAAAAAUAUUCUUGGGACAAGAUGAAUUUCAAAGUAAAAAACUAUCGGAAUUUCUUAUUCCAUCCUAUAGGAGUGAAAAAUAUCUUAUGGAAUUUCAAAAAUGUCCCUAAAGAUUGGCAAUGCAUUUCUGAAACAGGUCAAAUUGUUUAUCUUGAUCUCAUAUUUGUGAGGUAUAUCAAUAAUAAAAGAGUAUGAACCACCCAGAAUACUUUCCUAACUUUGCACUAUAGCUUACAGGAGGGCUCCCCAUAUUUUCUAAUAUAAAUAUAUUUUAUAUAAGUUUAAAUUUUUAGUAAAUAUUUUCAGAAAUGCAGAAAAAUAAUUAAGAUAAGAGAGGAAUAGUCAUUCCAUCCCAGAAUAGUUGUCAUGGCUGCACAGUUGGUGCACCAACCUUGUCAUCCCCCUCGCGCUUCCACAAACACACUAGGCACGCAUCAUCAUCAUUCACAGAACCACACUACGCCUAUUCUUUUUGGUUCGCAAAUUCCAAAUGCCCCACGUGGAAGAAGAUCAACCAAACCCCUUGCAUUUGCAGCCACAGAAACACAAUACCAACAACCCAGCAUUCAACCACUCAUUGAUCUCUUAAAGUCCUGCGAGGAAAAUGGGUCUCUGAAACAAGCCAAUUGCAUUCAUGGGCAUGUUUUGAAAUCCGAUUUUAGUGAUCGAGACAAUUUGGUGUUUCUGAACCACGUAGCUCACGUCUACUCAAAAUGCAUGGAUUACGAUUCUGCUCGUAAGGUGUUCGAUGGUAUGUCUAAGAGAAAUAUGUUUUCUUGGACUGUCAUGAUUGUUGCAUCGAACGAACAUGGCUACUACAGUUACGCGUUUGAACUUUUUUGCAUGAUGUUGGAGGAGGGUUUGUUGCUUGAUGGGUUUGCUUUCUCUGCUAUUUUGCAGUCUUGUGUUGGAUUGGAUUCGUUAGAGUUCGGGGAGAUGGUUCAUGCUCAAAUUGUUGUUAGGGGUUUUCCAAUGCAUGCCUUUGUUGGGACAUCUCUUCUCAACUUGUAUGCAAAGUUAGGAAAGUGUGAGUGUUCUGUCAAGGUGUUCAACAACAUGACAGAGGUUAAUGAUGUUUCUUGGAAUGCAAUGAUUUCUGGUUUUACCUCUAAUGGUUUAUACCUACAAGCAUUUGAUUGUUUUCUCAACAUGAUUGAAGUUGGUGUGCCGCCUAAUAAAACCACGUUUUUAUGUGUUUCGAAGGCAGUUGGGCCGCUAGGCGACAUUAACAAGUGCAUUGAAGUUCAUAGGUAUGCUUCUGAAUGGGGAUUGGAUUGCAAUGCUUCAGUUGGAACAGCUCUUAUUGACAUGUAUUCUAAGUGUGGGUUUCUAUCUGAUGCACAAGUACUUUUUGACUCGAAGUUCAGAAGUUGUCUGGUUAGUGCGCCUUGGAAUGCAAUGAUAACAGGCUAUUCACAAGCUGGUUGUCACCUAGAAGCUUUGGAAAUGUUCACUAGAAUGUGUCGAAAUGGCGUCAAACCAGAUCUUUACACAUUCUGUUGUGUGUACAACUCAAUUGCUGCUCUGAAGUGUCUGAAAACCUUAAAGGAGACACAUGCCGUGGCUCUAAAAUGUGGAUUCAAUGUAAGGGGAAUUAGUGUAUCGAAUGCCCUUGCCGAUGCUUAUGUCAAAUGCGAGUCACUUGAAGCUGGAGAGAAGGUAUUCUAUAGAAUGGAAAAGAAAGAUAUAGUAUCUUGGACAACCAUGGUGACGGCAUAUUGUCAAUAUUCAGAAUGGGGGAAGGCCUUGGCUAUCUUUUCACAAAUGCGGAAUGAAGGCUCUGCACCCAAUCAUUUUACUUUUUCUAGUGUGAUUACAGCAUGUGGGGCUCUUUGUUUACUCGAAUAUGGUGAGCAAAUUCAUGGUCUAAUAUGCAAGGCCAGCUUGGAUACUGACUCGUGCAUUGAAAGCGCCCUAAUUGACAUGUACUCUAAAUGUGGCAAUCUGAUAGAGGCAAAAAAGAUAUUUGAAAGAAUAUCUAACCCGGAUACUGUUUCCUGGACUGCAAUUAUAUCCACUCAUGCUCAACAUGGUCAUGUUGAAGACGCCCUUCAACUCUUCAGAAAAAUGGAACAAUCAGCUGUGAAAGUCAACGCUGUUACAUUGUUAUGUAUACUUUUCGCAUGUAGCCAUGGAGGAAUGGCGGAGGAUGGCCUGAAAAUUUUCAAUCAAAUGGAGGGUACCUAUGGAGUUAUACCAGAAAUGGAACAUUAUGCUUGUGUUGUUGAUCUCUUAGGCCGUGUUGGCCGCUUAGAUGAAGCAGUGGAAUUUAUCGACAGAAUGCCAAUCAAGCCGGAUGAGAUGAUUUGGCAAACUUUGUUAGGAGCGUGUAGGAUUCAUGGAAAUGCUGAACUAGGGGAGAUUGCGGCUCAAAAGAUUCUAUCAACUCAACCGGAACAUUCUUCUACCUAUGUUCUUUUGUCCAACACUUACAUGGAAUCAGGUUUACUUGAAGAUGGAGUUAGUUUGAGAGAUGUCAUGAGAGAACGAGGCAUUAGAAAGGAACCAGGGUAUAGUUGGAUUUCUGUGAGAGGUGAGGCUCAUAAGUUUUAUGCUAGAGAUCAACAGCAUCCCCAGAAAGACAAAAUAUACACUAUGUUAGAAGAUUUGACUAGGAAUAUGUACAUGCAUUAUGAACCAGAAUUAAGUAUAAUAUUCUAACACAUGAACUCAACUUUUUGAUUACAAUAGUGCUUAAAAACUAAGGAAAAUAAGGGGUCAUCCAGGCUUGUGACAAAAAUAAUAGCAUGCAUGAUUGAUGUUAUGACCAAAAGUGAGGUAACAAUUGAUAGCAUGUGGCCAACUAAUAGUACAAAUAUAAAAAUCAACUUGAGAGAGGACUGGGAAUUGCCAUUGGUGUUUUCCAAAUUGGAAGGCAAUAGUC
Messenger RNA from Vicia villosa (hairy vetch), 2968 nucleotides. Its product is annotated as putative pentatricopeptide repeat-containing protein At1g56570. Gene Ontology annotation, biological process: RNA modification. The transcript has a single exon. Lineage: Eukaryota; Viridiplantae; Streptophyta; Magnoliopsida; Fabales; Fabaceae. Bases 451 to 2745 code for a protein of 764 amino acids. The record is from RefSeq and is a predicted model, not a curated record. Gene Ontology annotation, molecular function: protein binding; RNA binding.